AUGCGUGCUCCCCUUAUAGUGAUAGAAGGGUUGGAUCGAACGGGUAAAACAACCCAAACUUUGCGUCUCCUUUCUCAUUUGAAUAAUGAAGGUAUCAAGAACCAUUUGAUCAAGUUCCCAGAGAGGACUACACCUAUAGGUGAACUUAUCAACCAAUAUCUUACAAACAAACGAUUGGAACUCUCAGAUCAGUCGGCUCAUCUACUUUUUAGUGCCAAUAGAUGGGAAUUUCAAAGUGAAAUCGUGGAUCUAUUAAUAAAAAAUCAAACGGUGGUGGUGUUGGACAGAUAUGUAUAUUCUGGAGUUGCAUAUUCCAGUGCUAAAGGUCUGGACUUUCAGUGGUGUUUGAGUCCGGAUAUUGGGAUGCCCAAGCCCGACGCGGUUAUUUUCCUCCAGUCUAGAGAUUCUACGGCGACAGCGAAAAGGGAAGGAUUUGGCAAAGAACGAUAUGAGAUCGAGUCGUUUCAAAAUAAGGUGAGAGCCCAGUUUGAAAAGUUCGAGAAAGAUUCCAACUGGCACAAUAUCUAUGUCGAUGGUAAAAGCAUUGAACAGGUGGAAAGAGAGAUCUGGGAAGUUGCUGAACAGUAUAUUACAGGAGUACAGGAUAAAUUAGAUAGAUUUCAAAGGAAACAAUAA
Molecule: messenger RNA, 636 nt
Organism: Brettanomyces nanus
Lineage: Eukaryota; Fungi; Ascomycota; Pichiomycetes; Pichiales; Pichiaceae
Exons: 1
Coding region: 1-636 (211 amino acids)
Biological process (GO): dTDP biosynthetic process; dTTP biosynthetic process; dUDP biosynthetic process
Cellular component (GO): nucleus; cytoplasm; cytosol
Molecular function (GO): dTMP kinase activity; ATP binding
Source: RefSeq, a predicted model, not a curated record